AGGGGCACCGGCAGGGCUGGGGGGGGACCAGGGCCAGGGUAGCAGGGGCUGCGGGUCGGGAGUGAGGGGCACCGGCAGGGCUGGGGGGCAGGGCUGGGCUAGCAGGGGCUGCGGGUCGGGAGUGAGGGGCACCGGUAGGGCUGGGGGGCAGGGCUGGGCUAGCAGGGGCUGCAGGUCGGGAGUGAGGGGCACCGGCAGGGCUGUGGGGGGGAGGGCUGGACUGGCAGGGGCUGCAGGUCGGGAGUGAGGGGCACCGGCAGAGCUGGGGGGGGCAGGGCUGGGCUAGCAGGGGGCUGCGGGUCGGGAGUGAGGGGCACCGGCAGGGCUGGGGGGGGACCAGGGCCAGGGUAGCAGGGGCUGCGGGUCGGGAGUGAGGGGCACUGGUAGAGCUGGGGGGGGACCAGGGCCGGGAUAGCAGGGGGCUAUGGGUUGGGAGGGGCACCGGCAGGGACAGCCACAGGCCUCUCUGUUCAGCAGGCCAGCAACGGUUGCCAUAGCGACAAGAGCUGCUGGUCCCCGUUGCCAUGGGCGAUGAGAGGAGCUCCCUGCAUCCCAGGGCAGCAGGGCCCGGCAGGGGGAGGGGGAGGUCACCCCCCCCACACACAGAGGAAGUCAGGAAGGGGGGCUGGCGGCCAGCGCGUGCGGGGGGGGGGGGGCUGGUGUCCAUUGCCCCCCCCAGUAUCAGGCCAAGAAGUUCCCACCUGUGUGCACCCCCCAUUGCCCCACAGGCCUCCACCCAUCAUGGAGAAAUCCCUCCAGCCUCCCGCCAUUCACAAGCACAGGGCACUGAGUGAGUUCCGGGGAGACGUGGGGGGGCAGGAGGUUCAGGGGCUCAGAAGUGUGGGGCAGCAGUGGGGGGUUCCUGGGGCUCACAAGUGUGGGGCAAACCUGGGGCACAGGGGCUCAGUAGUGUGGGGCAGGCCUGGGGCAGCGGUAGGGGGUUCCGGGGGCUCCGAGGUGUGGGGCAGGCCUGGGGCGCAGGGGCAGAGAGAGAGGCGCUGCGGUUUCAUACAGGUUGGUUUAUCGUACAGUAUCUGCGCUGGCACCGCAUGGCUGAGAUGCAGCGACGUGGCCAAGAACAGACGUGGGGGCCCAGCGAGGGGGGGGCAAGGUCUGGGUCUCUCACCCCCCAGUGCUGCCCUCAGGCUCUACCCCGAGGGAUCUUGUGCAGGGGUUGCCGGAUCCUUGCCCCCAUUACGCACCCCACUGCCCAGCCAUGGCUCCGGGGCUCCAGCUUCACCCUCGUUCCGAGGGACCGGGGGGGGGGGGCAAAGGGGGUGUCCGGAGCCCCACCCUGAGCUACAGGCGUCUCCACGGGGGUGUCAACUCUCGGCCCCUCCCAGCCCCGGAUGGACAGACCCUCCUGGGCUGCCCAGGCCUCUCCCUGCUGGGGGGCCCCUGCGCUGGUCUGUUCAGUGGGACAGGGCCUGGAUCCCCCAAUCGGGCCCCUCGCCUGGGCAUCAUCGAGUCCCUGGGGGGGCUGUUUUGCCCCCAGGGCCCGUCCCGCCCGGCUGGGCAUUGUGUGUGGGGGGGCUGCUCGGCCUAGAGACGUGUCCAGUGCGUUGCUAA
Molecule: messenger RNA, 1569 nt
Organism: Malaclemys terrapin pileata
Lineage: Eukaryota; Metazoa; Chordata; Testudines; Emydidae
Product: collagen alpha-1(III) chain-like
Exons: 2
Coding region: 532-1569 (345 amino acids)
Source: RefSeq, a predicted model, not a curated record